Molecule: messenger RNA, 1623 nt
Organism: Cherax quadricarinatus
Lineage: Eukaryota; Metazoa; Arthropoda; Malacostraca; Decapoda; Parastacidae
Source: RefSeq, a predicted model, not a curated record
UCGAGGAGCCCCAAGAAAGUUAAAGUGGAAAGUGAAAAGGAAAUAGAGAUGGUGCUUGCUGGACAUGGACAUAUUUUUACAAAAAUCAAGUUUUCCUUCACUGUUGAAGCUAUGACUUUAGCACUGUUCACUGGAGGAGGUGAUGCCCAUGUAACAUCAACAACAUCCAAUGAAUCAAGUAAUGGCAGUUCGUCAAAACCAAGUCAGUCACCCAGUGAUGAGUCUUCUGGACAACAUACCGACAUAGUUGCAGCCUCAAGUCUUCUUGGAGAAUCUGGAAAAUUGCAAUCACCCACACACAUUUUUUAUGUAUCAUCAGAUGAGAGUUUAAGGGCACACAGUGUGUUCUCAAAGUCAGGCCACAAAAUUAUGAUGGCAAAACGAGCUCUGGCAGAGGUCAGUCUGCAGGUGGUGAGGAUGAAAGGAACUAUGAUGUCUGAUGGAUCACUUGCAGCCAAUCUUGUUCUCUUUGACUGUAUUUUGCAGGAUACUAGACCAGAUCAAGAUGGAUUCAUAACUAGAAUGAUGGAGAGGAAGGCACGAAGUGGUGAACGCGGAAUGGUAGACCUGACGUAUCGUCAAGAACCUUCUAAAGAUAUAUAUGUGGAUGUACGUAUCUCUGGGUUUGUUCUUGUGCUGCACCUGCCAUACUUGCUUAGUAUUCAGCGUUUCUUCACGGACAAUUUACCACAGCAACCUGACUCGCCUUCACCUGUCAAGCCCAAAGAUACACCCAAACCAAAGAAUGACUCCAGUGUUGAUGAACGUCCAAGCAACAUAAUGACUGUACGUGUGAAGGUUGAGCAGCCAGACAUUGCACUUGUAGAGGAUGUGUCAUCCCUUGACACUUCUUGCAUCAUCCUUCAUGCAGAAGUGAACAGUGACAUCAAGCAGACCCCAAUGUCUCAGAACAUCAGUGCCAGCAUUGCCAACCUUCAGAUGUAUACCUGCUGUUAUAAUCCCCAAAAUAGACAGAAGACACUUGCACAGAUCCUGAAUAAAUGUGAAUUGUCACUUUUGUGCAGUGUGACCCCCAGCCAUGCAGAACACGUAGAUAUCAAGUUGAGCCAAGUUGACUUGAGAGUGUCUCCAGGGACCAUAGAAUUGUUGAGUAGUAUUGGAACAACAUUAUCCAGCUUAGAGGCUGCUGCAGAGGAAAUCACAGAGAAAGUCUGUGACUGGACAGGAAUAUGGGAGCAGAAGCCUCUGCAUCAAGCAGAGUUUGCCUUCUUGGCUGUAGAGGAGGCAGAAGAAGCCAUUUCAGAAGAGACAAGUGAAUUAGUAGCAGCAGUACAUUCUGGUCCUGGUGGGGAGAUGGCCAUAAUUACAAUGGAGUGCUUACUGAUUACACUAGAGACAGGCUCUGUCACAUCACCUAUUCCACUCAUCAAACUUCAGACCAGUGUGUCUGCAAGUGCCACAGGCUUCCGCUCUCAGAAAGUGAACCUAACUGGAGAAGUAAGCACAGAACUUGCUUAUUACAAUCCCCGUUUAGCAGUGUGGGAGCCAUUACUGGAGCCAGUGGAGGUGACUGAAAAACUAGGUUCUCCUGAGCAUGUACCUUGGACACUACAUUUUGAGGUAGAAAUCUUAUUUUUUUAUAUCUGAGUAUUUCAACCUCUC